This is a messenger RNA of Serinus canaria (Common canary), 4579 nucleotides long. It is a transcript of the gene FANCA, whose product is annotated as FA complementation group A. The record is from RefSeq and is a predicted model, not a curated record. Lineage: Eukaryota; Metazoa; Chordata; Aves; Passeriformes; Fringillidae. Gene Ontology annotation, biological process: interstrand cross-link repair; regulation of regulatory T cell differentiation. The transcript is spliced from 43 exons. Bases 28 to 4425 code for a protein of 1465 amino acids. Gene Ontology annotation, cellular component: Fanconi anaemia nuclear complex.
CUGGCGUGGCGGGAAGCGGCGGCCGCGAUGGCGGGCGCGGGCGGGAGGAGCUGGCGGGACCUGCUCGCAGGGAGAGCCAGGAAGAGGAGAAGCCCCUUCGGGAGCGCAGCAGAGCUCCAGGGAGCGGCUCUGCGGCUGCUGGAUCAGCACCAGAACCUGGCGGAGCUGCUCCUGGAGGUGGGAGAUUCAGCCAAGCCAGGUGUGCAGGAUGGGGCAGAGCCCCGGGGAGUGUCACCAGAGUCAUUUAUAGUCUCUGUUCUGCAGGAGCAGGCCUCGAAGCUGGGUGUGCCCACAGCCACCCUGGCAGCCAAAAAUGCCCUUGCCAACGUGGAGCGGAUCUGCCAGGAUUCUGCCAGCCCCUCCCGAGCCCCACUGCUGAACUCUGACCAGAGAGGAAUUAUUUCUGCUUCGUUUCCGGGGCGAUGCCAGAAGAGAUUGACCUGCUUGCUUCAGACUGUGAAGGAUUUGCUGGCAAACAACAUGUUCUGUCGCUCCCUCUUCUGCCAGGAAAUGUGGAAAAUGAAGGAGCCCCCGGUGCUGGAGGCCGUGUGGCACCUGCACAGAGGUGACAUCGUGGGCCUGGCAGAGCUGCUGGACAGGAGCCCAGCAGGCCCAGCAGCAGUGGAGUGGCUCUGCAGCAGCCUCUGUGGCCUCUGUGAGCAGGCUGGGGACAUCUCCUGUGGGGACACAGAGCUGGCACAGGGAAUUCUCUCAGACUUUGCCAUCGUGUUUCUUCAGCAUGGCUUUGAGCAGGCUGUGGAGCUGGGAAGGAAGGUGGAAUUCCAGAAGGUUGCCUACAUCUGCCGUGCUGUCUUACAGAGAAUGCUGGCAUGGGUGCUUGAUGCUGUUGGUAAAGAGAAGCAGGAAGAUGUUUCCAUGGUGCAAGCUGCGAGGUUCUGGCUGAAUGUGUUCAACGUGUCCCUUUAUGGAAGUGUGGCUCCCCUGGAUUCCUUGAGGCAGUUUUUCAGACACACCCUGACUGAGGUUCUCACCUACAACCCCGUGCUGAAAGUGUCUGAUGCCAUCCAGAUGCAGAAGGAGUGGAGCUUUACCAGGACUUCUCCCCUGCUCACGGCUCUGUAUCGCAAGCUGUUGGUGGCAUUCAGUGUGAAGGAAUCCAUCUGCCAGCUGCAGCAGGUCCUGGAGAGCCACGAGGUGAACUGGCAGCACGUGCUGUCCUGUGUGUCCACGCUGGUGGUGUGCCAGGCUGAGGCUGAGCAGCUCUUCAAGGAUCUACUGAGCCAUCUCCUGCUCAAGGCCUUUGGGAAUUAUGACAUGGAAAAUAUGAUCACUGCCUUCCUGAUCGCUCGUCAGGCUGCUCUGGAGGGCCCUGCUGUCUUCAUGCCCUACUCUGAGUGGUUUAAGGCUUCCUUUGGGAGUGCUGGUGGCCACCACGGGAGCAGUAAGAAAUCUCUGGUCUUCCUCUUGGAGUUCCUAUCAGAGCUGGUGCCCUUUGAAGCUGCCCCAUACCUGAAGGUGCACAUCAUGUUCCCCCCGUUGGUGCCCAGCAAGCACCGCUCCCUGCUCCUGGAGUACAUCACCCUGGCCAAAACCCGCCUGGCCGACCUCAAGGUGGCCAUAGAGGACAUGGGGCUCUAUGAAGACCUCUCUGCCCCCGAGGAGGCUGUGCAGCCCCAGGCCCAGGCUCUCCGUGACGUGGAGAAGGCCCUUCAGAUAUUUGAGAACACCAGGAAGAUCCCCACCUCUGUGAUAGAAGCCAGCAUUUUCAGACGACCAUAUUACACUUCCUGGUUCCUUCCAGCCCUGCUCAGGCCCCGUGUGCUCCCCAAAACCCCAGAUGGACGAAUGGCUUUUAUAGACUCCUUAAAGAGAGCUGACAAAAUACCUUCAAACUUGUACUCCACAUACCUGCAAGCCUGUCAUGCCAUGAAAGAGAAGGUGUUACAAGAUGACUCCAAAGCAGAGCCCAGCCAUUCCAAGGAGCCUUUGGAGCAGCUGAAGGCUGAACUGGCAGUGCUCAGGACUCUGGCUGUGCAGCAGGCUCAGUGGGAAGAGGUGGCAGCUCAGCUGGCCGUGGUAUCCGACAGACUCCGCCGUGUCCUGGGUGACAGCAGCGAGGACAACGAGGCUGCUCCUUCCAGUUCCCCGGUCCGGGUGGCCCUGCCUGCCCCGGGGCUGGCAGCCUGUCCCCAGAGUGUCCCUGCCCCGGGGCUGGCAGCCUGCCCCCAGAGCGUUGUUGAUCUUCUGCUGACAUCAUUCUGCCAAACCCUACUAGCUGCUUCCUCUUUCAACCCUCCUGACAGGCAGGGCCCGUGCCUCUCCCUGCUGGUGAAGAUGAUGUGUGGACACAGGAAUCUCCUGCCUGCACUCCUGGGCAGGCUCUGCCAGCUCAUUUGUCACCAGGGCCCUUCCCUCGGUGCUGCUCACAUUUUAGGUCUGGCAGCUUUUGUGGUCCACUUAAGUGAAUGCAGAGCUUUAAUUCCUGGGGUGGAAGCCACCUCUGGGGCCUCUCAGGCUGCUCCUGGAAAGGCCCUUUCUGUCUCAGAGUACUGGAGCUCCUUGCUGGUGUGCAGGACAGAAGAAUCAUUUGCCUUCUGCUUGAGGUUUUGCACUGCAGCAGCAGCUUACCUGAUGUGCAAGUUUUCAUCCUGCUCUCGUGAAGAUUUUUGUGCCUUGGUUCCUCCUGGCCUGAUUAAAAAGCUGCAGUACCUGGUGCCACGGCUGAGCCUGGAGGCUCGGGGAGUCCUGUGUGAGGAGGCCAAAAGUGCCCUGAGCUGGAGUUCCCUGUCCUGCCCCUCUCUGAACUACAGGAGGGCCAGCCUGUGCUUGUGGAGGCAAGCAGGCUUCCAGGAGCUCUUGAAGGAGAAGGCAUUCCAGCUGUCUUUCAGAGAGUGGCUGCUGCUGGAGCUGGAGGUGUGCCCUGAAAAGGACAUUCUCUCUGCUUCAGAGAGACAGGAUUUCCAUCACUGGGCCAUCUAUCAGAGGUACCUUCCUGCACCUUCUGCUGCUGGGGGCUGUGAUGGAGACCUGGAGAAGGCCUGUGCAGUCAUCCUCAAUGCCAUCCUGGAUUCCUCUCAGAGCAGGGGCAGUGCCUGGUGUGUCCCCAGUUUCAGGCUGGACCUGGGUGCCUGUGCCCAGUCGAAGACGUCGCUGAGCCCCGAGAUGCUCUGCAGGCUGCAGGAGCUGGUGCUGGAGCUGAAGUGCAGGCCAAAGCUGCUCCCUGGCUGCUCAGCUGCCCAGAGACACUUCCUGUUUGAGCUGCUCCAGGGAAGGCUGACAGGCAGAGAUCCAGAGCAUGGAUCUGCUCUGGGAGAGCAGCUCUGGAGGCAGCAGGAGCUGCUGCUGCACAGGAGGAUUCUGCUCGGGCUCCCUGCAUCCACCCUGGUCACCACGUGCUGGAAAGGGAACAAAGCAGUGCUGGACUGUGACAGCUUCUUUUGUUUUGUGAACUCUGAGCUGAAGAACGUCAGCUCCCGGGGCUACGCGCUCUCCUACGGCAUCACCGCUCACUUCUUCAGGGGCCUGCUGAGUGCCAGCCUGGACUGUGAGGAUGCAGCAGAAGGAGUCAACCAGGCUCUGGCCACGUGUCAAACCAAGUGUCCCGUGGUGCUCCUCUCUGCAGCGCUCUGGUGGCCGAGGCUGGAGGCAGCACUUUGCUCUCAGUGGAAGAGGCUCUUUGGGGCUCCACUUGCAGAAGAACUGGCCAGGCUGAGGGGCUGGCACAGCUCAGCUUCCAGGUUCCUCUGCUCAGGAGCAGCUUUCCCUGUCUCUGACCCUCCUUGGCUCUCAGCUGCCUUCCUCCACGGGGCCAUCCUGCAGCAGUCACCACGAGGACGAGGGACAGAGGCACUGGAGAGGCUGGGGACUGAUGCAGAGCAGCUCCUUGUUGCUCUGCUGUUCUUCUCACUCCUGGAUCUCAUCUCAGCCAGAAUAGCACCAAAGGAAGGAGUGGAUUUCCAGACAUCUCUGGAAUGGUCCCUGCAGAUCCUGCAGUGCCUGCAAGGGAGGGGCACAUCCUGGCCACUGCUCUUCCAUUCAGCAGAGGGAGCCCCCGGGAGGUUCCGUGUCCUGCGCAGCGCGGCCUCGCAGCGGCACACCCGGCUCCUGCCCCUGGCCUUCUACAGCCUCACUCCCAGCUUCCAGCAGGAGCUGCUCCAGCAGGAGCCCACCUUCCUCAGCGUGGCACUCCAGAUGUACAUCCAGCUGUUGCAGCUCUUUGUGGAAGGGGAAGUCCUGCCACAGUCUGAUCGAGACCCCACAGAGCACGAUCCCUUGGAGCUGAUCUCUGCAGCCCGGCAGUUCCUGCUGGGAGCCAUCCCACACUGCCCUGCCCAGAGCCUUGGCAACAUCCAGCCGCUCCUCAGCACCUGUGAAGAACUGGAUCCGGAGCUGGCAGCCACCCUUCUGCACUUCUCACGGCCUGCUGUGGACGUGGAGCUGGAGGAAGAGCUGGAACUGUUCUGAGGAAUGGACUCAGCCCAACACCUCACCUGCACCUAACACAAGGAGCCACCUUUCUCAUCUGGGCCAUUUUUUUCAAAUUACUUUGUAAAUAAUUUAUUACAAGCAUAACCAUGAAGCUCUUGUUACAAUAAAAAGGUUACAAAUUUUCAGUUUA